Messenger RNA from Papaver somniferum (opium poppy), 2828 nucleotides. RefSeq names its product U-box domain-containing protein 52-like. The record is from RefSeq and is a predicted model, not a curated record. The coding region runs from base 194 to 2641 and encodes 815 amino acids. NCBI's taxonomy places the organism in Eukaryota, Viridiplantae, Streptophyta, Magnoliopsida, Ranunculales, Papaveraceae. The transcript is spliced from 9 exons. Gene Ontology annotation, biological process: protein phosphorylation. Gene Ontology annotation, molecular function: protein kinase activity; ATP binding.
CCGCCUUAACAAAAACUACCACCAGAGAAGAAAAAGAGAGAGAAAUUGAUCGUUGUUUUUUUCUUUAGGAAAAAUCAAUCGAUCUCUCCUUUUUUCCUGUAAUUGAAAAUUUUGUAUUAGAGAACAUUCAUUAGCUUAAACACAUAACAAGCGCAGAAGCUAUCUAGUUAAUUAAUCGAUAAAGAACGUAACAAUGCCGCCCCAAAUGUCAGAUGACGAUCGAGGCGUAGCGAAUCAUCUAUGUACAGCAGUUGCAAUUGAUAAAGAUAAAAACAGCCAGUUCGCUGUGAAAUGGGCAAUUGAUACUCUUUUCAAUAAUAAUCCUAAUUUGAUCCUUAUUCACGUUAGACCACCAAAAUAUGCAAAUCAAUCCGGUAGUGUUAGUGGUGGUGCUGGUGGCGGAGGAGGAGGACCCAGAGAACUCGAUCGAGAUCAAUUUGAUCCAGAUAUCCAUAGCCUUUUCUUGCCUUACCGUGGAUUCUGUGCUCGGAAAGGGGUGCAAGGGAAAGAAGUGGUUCUCGAAGAUAACGAUGUUUAUAAAGCAAUUAUCGAUUACAUUAGUGUCAACUGCAUCAACAACAUUGUGGUUGGUGCAUCGACAAGAAGUGCUCUUGCAAGGAAGUUUAGGAACAAUGUGGAAAUACCAUCAGCGAUAGUAAAGGCAGCACCAGAGUUCUGUAAUGCGUACGUAAUAUCUAAAGGGAAGGUGAUAACAUCCAGAGCUGCUAGUCGUCCCGCAUCUAAUACUGCUGCUCCACCGAAACAACCAUCUAUACCUCCUCAUUUUCCUCCUAGCGCUCAACCUCCUCAUCACGAUCAUUCUUCUGCUUCUUCAAAUGAUCUUGAAGAUUCACCUAUCAGGACGCCAUUUAACAGAAGAAGUUUGAGAACUGGAACAGUAACACCGCCGGAGAGGAGGUCUACUGAUCGUAAUGAUUUCAUGAGAUCACCAGCAAGAGACAGACCCAUGUCAUCGGGUGGAAAAACACCAAAUGAUGCACUACUGAUGGACAACUUUGAUCUUUCGAUGAGACCGCAAAGGGCAACACAUAGUCGUGAUUCUUUCUCGGAUGAUAUUGAUUUUACCGGUGGAUUAACGUUUCGAUCUUUUGAUAUGUCUAAUGAAAACUUAGAAUUUUCAGCUAACAGUACUGAAGACACUACCCCAAGAACCUCAGUUUCAUCUCAAUCUUCGAGAGAAUUAGAAGCAGAGAUGAGAAGACUAAAGCUUGAGUUGAGACAAACCAUGGACAUGUAUAGCACAGCUUGUAAAGAAGCUAUAUCAGCUAAACAAAAGGCUCAAGAGCUUCAUCAAUGGAAGAUGGAAGAAGCUAGAAAAUUUGAAGAAGCGAGAUUAGCAGAAGAGGCAGCUUUGCAGAUGGCGGAGAUAGAGAAGGCGAAAUGCAAGGCAGCAAUGGAAGCAGCUGAAGCUGCACAAAGGUUAGCUGAAAUGGAAUCACAUAGGAGAAGGAAUGCUGAACUUAAGGCGAAGAAAGAAGCCGCGGAGAAGAAAAGAGCAUUGGAUGCUUUGGCUCAUAAUGAUGUUCGGUAUAGAAAAUAUACAUUAGAUGAAAUUGAAGCUGCAACGAAUAAUUUUGCAGAUGAUCAGAAAAUUGGUGAAGGUGGUUAUGGUCCUGUGUAUAAAGCUUUACUUGAUCAUACUCGAGUCGCGAUUAAGGUUUUAAGACCAGAUGCUGCUCAAGGAAAGAAGCAGUUCCAACAAGAAAUUGAAGUACUGAGUUGUAUGAGGCAUCCAAACAUGGUUCUACUUCUAGGUGCUUGUCCUGAAUAUGGUUGUCUAGUUUACGAGUUCAUGGACUAUGGAAGUUUGGAUGACAGGAUUUUCAGGAGAGGAAACACACCUCCAAUUCCAUGGUGGAUAAGAUUCAAAAUAGCAGCAGAAGUCGCGACAGCUCUACUAUUUCUCCACCAAGCAAAACCGGAACCGCUCGUUCACCGUGAUCUUAAACCUGCCAACAUUCUUCUAGAUCGAAAUUACGUUAGCAAAAUCAGUGAUGUCGGGCUGUCACGUUUAGUACCGCCAUCUGUAGCCGACACAGUUACGCAGUACCACAUGACAUCGACAGCAGGAACGUUUUGUUAUAUAGAUCCGGAAUACCAACAGACAGGAAUGCUGGGUGUUAAAUCAGAUAUAUACUCGCUUGGUAUUUUGUUGUUGCAAGUCAUUACUGCAAAGCCUCCAAUGGGUCUUACGCAUCAUGUUGAACGAGCAAUCGAGAAAGGAACUUUUGCAGACAUGCUUGACCCAACUGUCACAGAUUGGCCCAUGGAGGACACCUUGUCAUUUGCAAAACUGGCUUUGAAAUGUGCAGAGUUACGAAGAAAAGAUAGGCCUGAUCUUGGGUCUGUUAUUUUACCUGAGCUUAAUAGAUUGCGAAAUCUUGGAACCGGUGAAUCAGGUGGUACUAUGAACUCUGGGAAUAUGCCACCACGUUCUCCCGAUAUUUCACGUCAGAAGUCACCAAAUACAAGUCAGGAUGCUGUAGUGAGGAGCCACGCUGUACCAGGGAACUCACGUAGAGCUUCGUUUGACGAACAGUUUGGCAGAUCAAGUCCUGCUAUACCUGAAUCGUUUGUGCCGAAAAGGAUAUAUGAAAGCAAUGACGAACCUUUAAGAUAGUUGUAUUUUUAAGGAAAAAUAAGUAAAAAAACAAUAACCAACACCGAUUUCGAAGCUGUUAUCGAUCAUUGUAAGUUUGUAAACACUGUAAUUUUUCUUACUCUUAAUCAUUCUUAAUUCAGCCUUUCCAAAUUUGAUAUUUUUGUAUGAUGUUAAUGGAACACAGUUUUAACAAAUUUUUGUCGCC